CCAAAAUAAACUUAAUGUGCCAGUGCGUGUAACUAGUAUCUUUGCAGUAUAUUUUGAAUAAAUUGUUGCAAAAAGAAUAAAUCAAGUUGCCAGCCCAAAUGUAUCGAUAUCGCUAUUGAAACUCGCCCAUUUGAAAGAUGUCAUCGCUUCGAUUAAUAACAAAGAACCGUCAAAACACAAGAUUUUACCAAUUGCACAAUGAAACCGAGUUCCUUAUCCAUAUUCGCCGAAGAUAUCCUAAAGGAUUAUGGCACAUUUAUGGAGCAACAUGAUGAAAAAAUGCAAUUGUUACAAAAACAAAUGAUCAACAACAACAGUCUCGAUGAGAUCGGCGGCUCCAAAUUGUUAACUUCAGUGCCACCGGCUAUAGAAAUCAAUUACAUCGAGUCCCACUUUCAAAGCGGCAGCAAUUUGAAAUUCUCUGAGGCCGAACUGCUGGCCAACAAGCCGCUCACAACUUUGGCCAAUUUGUGCAAUCAGUGCAACGAUUUAAGCAAGUCCGCCGAUCAAUUGCAGCUGAAAUUCCUCAAUGCCGGCACUCAAAUAGAAAACUUACAGAUUUCGCUGGGGAUUAGUCCCAAUAUGGGACUGGAGCACAUACUAUGUAAAAUGAGUUCAGCAAUUGACUUCUUUUGCCAAAUAUAUUUCCUGCUAAAACGCAUCAUUGUUGUGCUCCAGAAUAUAUGGACUCAAAUAACAUCCUACGUGGCCACAGCUGUCGACGUCAAUGAGGUGCACAUCUUUAAUGUUUUUGAUGCAAUGGCUGAAUUGUUGGAACAUAUUGUUAUAUUCAACGAGCUCACAGAACAGUCGAACCUUUCGAACAAAUGGUCCUUCUAUAAGAAGUGGCUGCAGACGCUGGCCAAGAAAAACGAGAUCUUCCAGCAUUGCAGCAAAUUCGAGAUUAAUGGCCUGGAAACCUCUCUGGAUGACAUAGAAACUGUGAUAACUGGCAAUAUAUUUCGGAUUUUUCUGCAGAGCUUGCUGGACACAAAGCGACAGUUGAAUCUGAAGGACGCCAAUGUUAAUUAUAUUACCCAACAUUCCAAUGCAUACAUACGCAAACUGAUGAGCUCCAUUGAAGUGAAUCAAGCGAAUGAGUACAAAAACUAUGAGCAGCCCAAGCACCUUUUGAGGCUUACCGCAUUUAUUUGUGUGCUGCAUCAGCUGGGCAUUCUGCUGGAUGGCAAGCUAAUGAAGAACGCCCUGGACACACUGAACCGCUAUCAGCGUGUGCCCUUGAGUCGAAAUGUUUACUGGUCGCCGCAUGCAUUCAUUUGCAAGCAUGCCAGGACGCUGGUGAAGGCGCAGGAUAAGGUGCAGGAUUGCCUGAAGCAAUAUCACGCCAGCAUGGAGAAAAUCAAUGCCAACGAUUUGAGAAACUGCCGCCAGCUGGGCACCCAGAUUGCAUUGUGGUCCAUAAAUAUGCAACGUGUCUUUGCCGCCGGCACCUUUGGCCAGCUCAAGAGCUUCUCCAAGCUUCUAUUGCAGGGUCAGGGCUAUGCGACUCAAGUAAACGCUUUAAUCGAUAGCCUGAUCAAGCGACAUCUGGCACUGGGGCUGUCCAUUAGCAAAGUCACGCUAUUUACCAUUUGUAAACUUAUGCAGUAUUUGCAAAUAUUGCAGAACACAUUUGCAUCGAAUCAAAUCGUGUGUAUACGCUUCUUGAGCUCCCUGCUGCAAUGGCAAAAGCAGAAAAUGCAACAUCUGCUGUUGCUGACUAAGAAAAGUAUUGUGGAUCUGAAGCUGAUGCAGAGGAAAAUGAACAUAUUGUACACGCUGAAGCUCUCGGAGAAAUCAAUCAAAGGCUAUCCCACCAAGCGGCGUCUGACCAUUGUCAAUCUGGCCUUAAGCGAGUAUCUGGGCAAGGAUCGCAUACUGCCGGCCGAUAAGCAAAAGCUGCUCAAAUCCAUUGCGCUGCGAGCCAAUAAUCUGUGUCGUCUACAACAAAAUAUGCUGGCCCAGUUGGAUGCCACAAAUCUGUUAAGCAACUACGAUUCCUUGGCGCUAUCCGAUGCUGGACUCAAGGAGUAUGUGCAGCAGCAGCAUAAUCCAUAUUUACUGCAAAAUAUGUUUGCGGCUAGCAACAAGCUGGACAAAAAUCUGGCCAUCUUCAAGCUCUGCGAUGAGGCAUAUAACGAGCCGAGCACUACUCAGAGAAUAUUGGACUAUGAAAAAGAGUUUCUAUGCAAUCAUCUGGAGUUUCUGUUGCGUGUAGAAGCAUUGUCACAUCUAUUCCUUAGCCAAGAGCAUCCAUUCACUCAGCAGACCAUCGAUUACAGGAACUGCAUUAAGGUGUCUGCAACUGAAGUGGACGGCGCUUAUAGUAUACUAAAAGAUAACCUUGAGAACUAUUUUACCGCAACGUUUUACAAUUUAACGACUAUUGCGCCGCACGAUUGGAAAUCGUACGAAAAGAUGCGUCAUUUGGCCUAUAAACUAUUACAACUACGACCUGUCGAUGACUAUUUACCCAAUCAGAUAAUUGAUCAGGGCAUCGACGUGCUUCAGAUAAUGCGCAACAUCCACACAUUCGCCUCGACAUAUGCAUACAAUAUGAAUUUGCAAUUGUUUGUUGAAAUUCAGAGCCGGAAUAAGCAUCUCGAUAUUAUUGGUACACGGCACGUGGCGAACUCCGUGCAGACACAUGGCACGGGCAUUAUAAACACAACGGUCAAUUUUAUCUAUCAGUUUUUGCGUCAGAAAUUCUAUACGUUCUCAACGUUUCUGCAUGAUGAGCACAUCAAGUCGCGACUCUUGAAGGAAUAUCGCUAUCAUGCCGAGCAGAAGCAUCAGAAUCGGCCAUACCAAUCGUAUCCCUAUGAGCGGGCCGAGAGCUUUAUCAAGAAAAUACGAAAAUUGGGCGUGUCCAGCAAUGGGGAAACGUAUAUGGACCUGUUUAGGAAGGUUAUCACCCAAGUUGGCAACGCUGUCGGCUAUGUGCGUCUGCUGCAAUCGGGCAGUAAAAAUGCUAACUUUAGAAGUCGCUCCUUCAUGUCCCGAUUUAAUGGCAAUUUUGGGCGCGGCGAGGACAAGGGCCUGGAGUUGACCACCGAAGGUUCCAUCAGGGAAUACAAAAAGAGUGUUGAGCAUCUGAAGGAGUGCUAUUCCGACUGCACCAACUACUUUAAGCUAUUAAUGCAGGGCUUCCAACCGUUUCUAUGCAAUCCACACAAUCAUCAUUUGCGAACAUUCUUCCUUAUAACACCCGCCCUGAUUAUGAACUACAUCGACUACCGCGUCAAGGAGAAGCUGAAAAUGUACAAAAAGGAUCAAUCGAAGUGUUCGCUGUUCGAGGAUGGCUUCGCCAUCGGCCUGAUCUACAUUCUAAAUAUGCUGAAUCAGCUGGGCGAUUUUCAUGAGCUCGGCUGGAGUCAGACGACCACACAGCAAUUGAACGCCGAGCGUCUCAAGCUGAAAAACAUCCUGUCCGCGCAGAAUAGGGACCAAAGCCGUGCUCCACUCCCAACUGAAACGGACGAGAAACUACUUCAAACAGUCGCAAUUACCGAAAGACACGUUAAUGCCUAUGACCAUGAAUAUAAAUUGUUAUAUGCUACUUUAAGUAGCGCUGAGAUAUUUUUUCAAUAAAUCCCUUUUGACAAA
This is a messenger RNA of Drosophila montana, 3606 nucleotides long. RefSeq names its product strumpellin and WASH-interacting protein (gene SWIP). The coding region runs from base 199 to 3591 and encodes 1130 amino acids. The record is from RefSeq and is a predicted model, not a curated record. Gene Ontology annotation, biological process: endosomal transport; endosome organization. NCBI's taxonomy places the organism in Eukaryota, Metazoa, Arthropoda, Insecta, Diptera, Drosophilidae. Gene Ontology annotation, cellular component: WASH complex; endosome. The transcript is spliced from 9 exons.